AUGGCUCAAUCACCUCAAGGCGAGACCACCAUGGCCGACGUAUGGCAGCAAGUGAAGCUCUUGCUUCUUGCCGUCUGGGCCUUGACGAGCCGUCGCAUGAGGGUAGCGGGCGCCUUCGUCAUCUUCCUCGGCGUUUCAAUAUGGCUCUCGCUCCCUACGAUCAAGACCAUGACGGUCCCCAAGGUCUCUCUCGAAUACGCACACUCACCAUACAACCACUCCAAGGUCGCGUUGCUUAUUGAGAACCGACCCAACCCUAUCCUCGCGCCUCUGAUGCUGCACUUUAUUUCAGUAGUGCCUCCCGACUGGCGCUUCCGCUUCAUGGGCUCCAUCGAUUCCGUGCGGUCCAUCAACACCUCUGUUGCCAUUCGCGAGCAAGUGGCGGCUGGCAAAUUGGAUCUGACUUACAUUCCCUCUAACAUGAGCACUGCUGGUCAGGAGAUGAUUAGUCGCUUCCUGACCAAUCUUUGGCUUUACGAAACGGUCUUACAGCCAGCUGAGUGGCUUCUCGUCUUCCAGACGGACAGCAUACUGUGUGCCAACAGCAAACACAACAUCAAUGACUAUCUCGAGUAUGACUGGAUCGGCGCCCCCUGGAACCCUGGCGGUCGCUGGGGUGGCAACGGUGGUCUGUCCAUUCGCCGUGUGAGCGCAAUGAUCGAUAUUCUGCGGAACCAGAAGCGUGUCGACGGCUCCGAGCCCGAGGAUGUGUGGCUUGCCGAACGUCUAGCUCACCACCCGGGAAGCAAGGUCGCCAAUGGAACGGUCUCACUGAUGUUUAGCGGCGAAAUGCACUCGGGCCCAGGCACGGAAAUCAAGAAAGAAGGACAGAACGCGACCCUUGAAGCAGCUGCCGAGGGUGAAUAUGUCGAGGGUAUCGAUGACUACCGUGAGGGCUACUACGAACCCAUGGGUUACCACACGGGCGGCAGUGGUAUCUGGCUGCACAGUCCUAUCUGGGGCACACCAGCUUUGCGGAAACAUAUUUGGGAAUAUUGUCCCGAGGUUAAAUUGACGUUGGCUAUGGAUGCGGCCAAGUACGUUCCUGGAAACUGCAAAGCCAACUGGAAGAGAGGCCUCGAAGAAUAUGAGGAUGGUGAGCUGGUUGAGCGUGAGGAGGAGAUUGACGAAGACGAGGCUUUCUCACAAUACCCAUUCGGCACGGAGAUAAUCGAUGGACAAGAAUACCCUAAGCUGCCGCCCAGCUUGAUGGCAUGGUGA
Colletotrichum truncatum is the source of this 1221-nucleotide messenger RNA. RefSeq lists its product as uncharacterized. NCBI's taxonomy places the organism in Eukaryota, Fungi, Ascomycota, Sordariomycetes, Glomerellales, Glomerellaceae. The record is from RefSeq and is a predicted model, not a curated record.